AGAGGACACAUCCAUAAGCCGGCGUCAUUAUUGCUCGAAGCUUCUACGAUUCGGUUGCACAAAUUAUAAUCGACGUCUAACACCUAUUAAUUUGUAGCAGAAUGUCACUGGAACAAUUGAAGGCCGAUGUCGCUGAGUGCGUUGCAUUAUUGGAGCAAGCGAAAAGUGCGCGUGUAAAAGGCGCCUUAACCCAGGCGAAGGCUGAGGCAGAACGCGAAAUUAUUAACCUAGAGAUAAAAGCACGCUUGGCGGCCGAACGUAAAGCGGGUGCAGAGACUAAGCGAUAUCUACAUGAGUUAACGGACUACGGCUGGGAUCAGAGCCCCAAAUUCAUUAAGCUGUUCAUAACGCUACCCGGUGUACAGAACUGUGCGGAGGAGGCAGUCACUGUUAACUACACGGAGCACUCGCUGCAGCUGCACGUGAGCGAUUUGAAUGGCAAAGAUUUUGGUCUGAGCGUCAACAAUCUGCUCUAUGGCAUUGAUGUUGAGAAAAGCUAUCGGAAGCUAAAGACGGACAUGGUUGCGAUAUAUUUGAAGAAGGUAGAUGAGGGUCAGAACUGGGAUGUGCUGACGUCCAUACAGAAGCGUUUGAAACAGAAGCAGGAUAGUGAAUUAUCUAAGGAUAGUGAUAACCCCGAGGGCGCAUUGGUCAACAUAAUGAAGAAAAUGUAUAACUCCGGCGAUUCAAAGACUAAGCAAUUGAUUGCCAAGGCUUGGACCGAAAGUCAGGACAAGGCACGUUUUGGCCCGGAAACUGGUGGUCUGGGCAACUUGGGCGAUCUGUAGAGUAUUAGGUUUAAUUGAAGAAAAAAUAAGAACGGUUCUAAAGAAGAAAAAAUAUAUGAACAAUAUAUGUAUAUU
Drosophila hydei is the source of this 863-nucleotide messenger RNA. RefSeq names its product calcyclin-binding protein. Gene Ontology annotation, biological process: heart development. NCBI's taxonomy places the organism in Eukaryota, Metazoa, Arthropoda, Insecta, Diptera, Drosophilidae. The transcript is spliced from 3 exons. Gene Ontology annotation, molecular function: ubiquitin protein ligase binding; tubulin binding; S100 protein binding. The record is from RefSeq and is a predicted model, not a curated record. The coding region runs from base 102 to 788 and encodes 228 amino acids. Gene Ontology annotation, cellular component: nucleus.